Messenger RNA from Heterobilharzia americana, 1099 nucleotides. NCBI's taxonomy places the organism in Eukaryota, Metazoa, Platyhelminthes, Trematoda, Strigeidida, Schistosomatidae. The record is from the annotation of a GenBank genome assembly.
AUGCUUUUAUGCGAUAGGCUAAUUGUAUUCUCAUUUCUUUGCGCUGUUUUGGUAUUUUAUGUUCGCAACGAAUUCGUUGAGGAAGAGGCUACUGAACCACCAUUUGCUCGAAAAAUAGGCAGGCAAAUUAUGGACUUUGUUAACGGUGAAGAUUUAGAAAAAUGUAAACAUUUAUGUUUGUUUGGAUACGUAUUCGAUAUUUUAAAGGAUGAAAAUUUUGAUUGUAUGCAUGGAGUCUAUGUAAAUCUCACUGGUUACGUACCAGGAAUUUAUUUAGACCCGAUGGGGGAACCAACAAACUACCUAGAAAAAUUAAUGCAAUGCUGGGAUUUAAUUGAUCAAGAAAAUAAAAGACUUUUCAUGAUGUUUUCCAAAUGUGAUUUACGAACUGAUGGAGAUCAGGCAUAUGGCUUCUUCAAGUGCUUUCAUUACAUAUGGUUUUCACGUGUUUUACGAUUCCUUCUUUCUAAACGUACCUUUCUUGUUGGUAAGUAUGCAUUCGAAUUAUACCAAUGUGUAUAUUUGUACGAAAUAUCCUAACUGCUCUUGUAUUAAAAUCACAGAUCAUUACUCUACUGUUUUAUUUCAACUACUUCACCUUAAAUUUAGUCAAGUUUAAGCUCAUAAGUCCGCAUAAUUUUAAUCGAUUAUUUGUAAUCUGUUCUUCAAGUCCAACCAAAGAUUUCACAUUUGUUUUCUACUCUAUUUCAGAUCAGAUAAUCAAUUUUCGUAUAUGAUAUUAAAAUAGUUGAAUCAUCCAAAUUUUAUGAAACCAAUAUGUGUAUGUACAGGCCAUAAAGAAGGUGAAAUGUUUGAAAAAAACUUUUCAAUUUCGAAGAUUAUCAUAAUUGUCACUCUAAUGAAUGUUUACUCAAUCCAGUUCAACAUAUCACAUGAAGCAAAUAAGAAUUUCCGGUUAAACAGAUUGAUGCUAUGCGUAUAAAGAAAUACUACACGUUGGUUCUACGGUGAACUGAAUGUCCCAAGAUGUACUCAUUUCUAGAUUGGCUUUAUUAAUGACAGAUAGCAAGUUGAUGAUAUUACUUUUUAAGCAUAAAGUAUUCUUGUUCAAUGAAAAUAUUCAAUGAGACGGUUUUCA